AUGGCAGAAUUGAUGGCAAAGGCCGAGCAGGGUGGGGAUACUGAAACGAAGAAAGCUUACAAGAUAUCACCAAUGGAAAAUGACUCUGCCUUGAGAGCCUACAAAUACCAUCUCCUCACAGGCGCCUACAUCCUUGUCACAGCUGGCGCCUUGUUUCGGGUCUAUAGACAGCCGUACAAUCGAAACAUGAAGAUCGACCAGAUCGAAACCAUCUUCAAGGCAACAACCCUCGGAGCUGUCAUAGUAGGCAUUGGCCUCAGCGGCAAGAUCAACAAAGCUAGGAGUGCCCAAGGUGAGAUCAAGUGA
Messenger RNA from Letharia lupina, 306 nucleotides. RefSeq lists its product as uncharacterized. NCBI's taxonomy places the organism in Eukaryota, Fungi, Ascomycota, Lecanoromycetes, Lecanorales, Parmeliaceae. The coding region runs from base 1 to 306 and encodes 101 amino acids. The record is from RefSeq and is a predicted model, not a curated record. The transcript has 2 exons.